Trachymyrmex septentrionalis is the source of this 3653-nucleotide messenger RNA. It is a transcript of the gene gro, whose product is annotated as protein groucho-like. NCBI's taxonomy places the organism in Eukaryota, Metazoa, Arthropoda, Insecta, Hymenoptera, Formicidae. The record is from RefSeq and is a predicted model, not a curated record. Gene Ontology annotation, cellular component: transcription regulator complex; nucleus. Gene Ontology annotation, biological process: negative regulation of canonical Wnt signaling pathway; regulation of DNA-templated transcription. Gene Ontology annotation, molecular function: protein binding; transcription corepressor activity.
GGUACUACCCGGCUCGCAGUCGAGCGUCGUACGUUGCGCGGUACGGUCGUGACAUUCGCUCAUCCUCCCCGGUGUCCGACUCCGAUCGCACUCGCGGCUGUGCGCCAUACAUACACGCACACGUCUGACCUGUGUUUGACUUUGUGCACGCGUCUUUCUACGAAAGUGUCAGUGCGAGACGGAGCGAGCGAGAGAGAAAGAGGGAGAGGAAGAGAGAGAGAGAGAGAGAGAAAGAGAGAGGGAUAUACGAGUAGAGGAAAAAGAGAUGCGGGAGGAGAGUGUGCAGCAGGAAACGCGAGUGCUUUUUCGCCGCAGUGCCAAGACGGAUUAAGGACGGAGGCGCGAGAGUCGGACGGAUCUCAGGAGUUGACGAUCAUUCUGCGAGUCGAUCUUUGAGGAAUCGUCAUUUCCGAUGGAUCUUACGAGGCACGGAAGCAACAGCACUCCACAACGUGUGAAGCUUUAACAGCGGGCGAAAAAUUACGAAGAAAAGUGCCGUUCUCGUCGAACUUAAACGAGAUUUGUAAAGUUUUCGUUGCCAUUUCCGCGCUCGUUAAUAAAUGAGAAAAGUGUACUCGGUUCGCGAUAAUAAGGUAACCGCGAUGAAUCGCGUUGUGCUGUGAACAGUGCAUGGAAAGAAGAUCGAUCUAGGAACAGCCGCUGUCGUCAAAUGGAGUUUCUUCACGCGGACGCGUUCGAGCCCACGAAAUGGUGAAAUGAUCGUGUACUUAGUGUAUCGUGGACGCUGCAGCGAUUUCUAAGAAGCAAUUGUCCAAGACUAAGAUGUACCCCGCGCCGGCGAGACAUCCCGCCGCUCCCGGCGGCGGCGGUAGCGGCGGGGCUGCUGGCGGGCUGAAAUUCACGGUGGCGGACACUUGCGAGAGGAUCAAAGAGGAAUUCAAUUUCAUCCAGCAACAGUACCACUCACUGAAGCUUGAGUGCGAGAAGUUAGCUAGUGAGAAGACCGAGAUGCAGAGGCACUACGUUAUGUAUUACGAGAUGUCAUACGGACUCAACGUUGAAAUGCACAAACAGACGGAAAUCGCGAAGAGGUUGAACGCGAUAAUCGGGCAAGUGCUUCCGUUCCUGGCGCAAGAGCAUGGCUUGCAGCAUCAGCAGCAGGUGGCCAAUGCCGUGGAGAGGGCGAAGCAAGUCACCAUGUCCGAACUGAACGCUAUUAUCGGACAGCAACAGCAGCAAGGUCUACAACAGCUUCUGCAACAGAUCCAUGCGCAGCAACUGCCUCACGGAGCGGUGGUCGGCGGUCUUCCGCCGGGCGGUCUGCUGGGCUUCGCAGGUGCGGCCGCGGCGGCCGAUCUACAACAGCAUCGCGCGGCCGCGGAGACACCCGAGGACCGUAAGCCGAUCGCCCUGCCGGACGAGAGGCUCGGCCAUCGUUCGGUCUCUCCACCUGAGAAAUUUCGCAGCCGCACACCCGACCUCGAGAGCGACCCAAAGAGGCGGAAGGAGGAGAAGCUAGGACAUGAAAGCGACGCUGAAAAGAGCGACCAGGACCUGGUCGUCGAUGUGGCGAACGAGGAGGCGUCGUCGCCGCACGCGAACGGGGAGCACUCGGACCCACGUGAAAACGGCACCCUGGAGAAGCUGGGCGCACCGGGCCACGUUGGCGGACCGGUAUCCGGCGCGGGCUCGGCAUCCGUUAAGGACAGGCCGCCGUCGCGCAGCGGCAGCUCCUCCGCCCGUAGUACACCGUCUCUGAAAAGUAAAGAUGUCGACAAGCCGGGUACACCUGUGGCGGCGGCGAGGGGCUCGCGCAGUUGUACGCCAACUAUGGGCGGCAUCCCUGGGUCCUUGGCGCGGGUCUAUCAUCCGCCAUCGUCGCAGCAAACGCCACCGCAGGGUUAUCAGGGCUUGCCAUCCCGCGGCAAUGAGCCGCCGCAGUCGCCCUCGCCAUACAGCAACUUGCCAUACGCGCGGCCCUCCAUGAUCGGUUUCGACGGUCACAUGAGGAUACCCGCGAGUAACGGAUUGAACAACAUCGCAGGUGGCAAACCGGCGUACUCCUACCAUAUGAACGGCGAGGGCCAACUGCAGCCUGUACCAUUCCCCACGGACGCUCUGGUAGGACCGGGUAUCCCGCGUCACGCACGUCAGAUUAACACCCUGACACACGGCGAAGUGGUUUGUGCCGUUACGAUCUCGAAUCCGACCAAGUACGUCUACACCGGCGGCAAAGGUUGCGUCAAGGUCUGGGAUAUCGGCCAAAGUGUCGGCAGCGCCAGCGUGAAACCAGUUUCGCAGCUGGACUGUUUGCAACGUGACAAUUACAUUAGAUCCGUGAAACUUCUGCCUGAUGGGAGAACCUUGAUAGUCGGCGGAGAGGCCAGCCAACUGAGCAUUUGGGACCUAGCUAGUCCCACGCCCAGAAUUAAAGCGGAAUUAACUUCGUCAGCGCCUGCGUGUUACGCCCUAGCGAUCUCGCCGGACUCGAAAGUCUGCUUCAGUUGCUGUAGCGACGGUAAUAUCGCCGUGUGGGACUUACAGAAUCAGUCGUUGGUCAGGCAAUUCCAAGGUCACACGGACGGCGCGUCCUGCAUCGACAUCUCGGCUGAUGGAUCAAAAUUGUGGACCGGCGGUCUCGACAAUACCGUGCGUUCCUGGGACCUUCGCGAGGGUAGGCAGUUGCAGCAGCACGAUUUCACCUCGCAGAUAUUUUCCCUCGGUUACUGCCCCACCGGCGAGUGGCUGGCCGUCGGAAUGGAGAACUCGAACGUCGAGGUACUCCAUGCUACCAAGUCCGACAAGUACCAGCUGCAUCUGCACGACUCCUGCGUGCUCUCGCUGCGUUUCGCCUCCUGCGGCAAGUGGUUCGUCUCGACUGGCAAGGACAAUCUGCUGAAUGCGUGGCGUACGCCAUACGGUGCUUCAAUAUUUCAGUCCAAGGAGUCGUCGUCGGUGCUGAGCUGCGACAUUUCCGCAGACGACAAGUACAUUGUGACCGGAUCCGGCGAUAAGAAGGCCACUGUAUACGAAGUGAUUUACUAAGCCUAUUCCUAAUAAAGAGACUUGCCUUUCCUCCUUUAAUAACAUUAAAAUCAUGAACUUUGUUAAUGUGUAUUCUAUCCUUUCGCGAGAAAGGAAGGCGCGAAGAGAUCCCGAAAGUAGGGAAACUCUCGGCGGCCUUAGAGCCAGUGUGGCUGAUAAAUGUGUACAUAUGCGCAUACGCGAAAUUGUAUUGUAACGAAAUUACAAAUAGAAGGAUGAAAAAUCGAUGUGUGUGCGCGCGUGUUUAUGAAUGAGCGGGAUCAACGAUGUAUAUUAAUCUUGCACGUGCGCGUCCCGAUUUCGCGAAUGCGCGUCCCGAUUCUCCGCCGAUUUACAGUACAUACGCGUAAUAUCUGCGCGCGGACGGGACUCCUAUCUGUCACGUGUAUACAACGAGCGUACGCGUUGACGAUGGAACGACGUUCCAUCCAACCGGAACAGUUCGCAUACGCACUAAAGUAAAUGAGAAGAGCCUUCGCAAACGGUGAUGUUAGAUAUAUAAGGUGAUUCUUGAUUGCACGCCGAUACUGUCGGGAAACAAGUUUAAGAGUCUAGAACAAGGCAAAAAUGCUAAAUGAGUUUAAGUCAUUUAGCUUUUAGUCACUUAGCUCUCCUCAAUGGUAAUAAAUUUUAAAAAAGAUAUCUCC